UACUUAGGAGCGCAGCAGCGCGGCGUUGCACGGCCACUCACUGCGUGCGCGAACUCGAGCGCUUUGGGGCGCGCUUCGCUAACAGGGACGAGCCGGUCGGGCUCGCUGCGUCGCAGCUCAUAAAACUCAAGGAAACGUGUUUUUUUUAACCUCGGAAGGGGUUAUUAUCAGAGAGUACGGAUAAGCUGGUACCAUCAGCCAGACGCCUGAUCGGGAACCGGCCGUGCAUUUUCGGUUUUUUGGUGGAGGAAAUCGGGGGAGUAUCCAGCCAAGCUUGCUGCGCGCCUGACCUGAGAUAGCAGAUAAGUGAUGGAACUGUCAUCUAUAGGCGAUCAGGUGUUUGCUGUGGAGUCUAUCACUAAGAAGAGGGUUAGAAAGGGGAACGUGGAGUACUUGCUGAAAUGGCAGGGAUGGCCCUCGAAGUACAGCACCUGGGAGCCUGAGGACCACAUUCUUGACCCACAUCUGGUUCUGGCUUACGAGGAAAAGGAGGAGAAGGACAGGGCACUGGCUUAUCGGAAACGAGGACUGAGACCCAGAAAACUCCUUGUGCAGAACAUCUAUUCCAUGGAUCUUCGGAGUGCUCACAGAGCCCCAGCGAAGGCCCCGCCCCGCCUGCGUCUGUCUCUCUCACGAUCGCUGGGGGCUGAGCUGGAAGCCAGGGGACGGGACCGUGCUGCGGGGGGGGGGCAGCAGCCGGCAGAAGAAAAGGAGGCGCCUGUCUCAGAGCUCGACUGGCGAGCCGAGGACGAGAAGAAAGAGACAGUCGUGGAUGGCAAGAAGGAGGCAGACAGUGUGUCCGUAAGCAAGAACGACCUUCCAGACCCGGGGACGGAGGAACAGACUCCCCUAACUAGGCUAGUCCAGGAGGAGCUGACAGGCCAGGGGGUCGUCCAUGAGCAGCCAGGGGGUCCCAUUCCUGUCUCAGAGCUAAAGCAGGAGGCCACCACUCAUGGGUCCCCAAGCGACUCCUCUGAGUCAGGGGAUGUUACGGCAGGAGCCACAAAAGUCCAGGAGGCCAAUGACCCAGAUGACUCUGUGCGGGAGCAAGGGGCCAGGACCCCAACUCAUGGGCUGGCAGAGGACGGGGACCUGGGGACCGAGUUGAGCGCUGCUGCUGACUCUCCCAGGACCAACGGCUGCGUUUUGGCGAUGGGGCCUGGCGAGGCGGCCUUCAACGGGGCCCCUGUGUCUGACCCCACGGUGCCGACUCCCAGCGGUCAACCAGAGAGUUCCAAGCCCCCCGAGGAAACACAAAGCAGUGCUGUUUCCGGCACGCAGGAGAGCUGUAUGAGCCCUACAGCGGAGCCAAAGGAGGCAACUACUAGUGACAUCACGGGGGGAGCCGCUCCUGGGGCAGAGCAACAGGAGGGGGCACCGUCCGCGGGUGAGCCAGGGACAGUCAUAGUUACUGACAUCACCAUCAACUCCCUGACCGUCACUUUCAAGGAAGCUUUGGCAGCGAAGGGCUUUUUCAGGGCAUGGGGCUCGGAGCUGAAAUGUGGGGGGGGGGAGUAGCUAACACAGCACCUGAGAUGAUGUCGCACAACCUGCCCGCUCUUUCCACACCAGAGUAUAACUGCCCCCCUUCUGUUAUCUGCGUUGCUGUGACUUUCGUCUGUUCAUCCCUUCUGCUGUAUGUUCUGUCAUCAUCUCUUCUGUUCUGCUUAUAACCCCUGACGUCCCCCCCCCCCAUUUCCAUUUCCCUACAUCCUGAACCCACAGACAUGCCAGCUUGAACCAGACAGGGCUAAACAUGGCGUAUGUUACUGCAUGGAAACCCCCAUUUCAUACUAGGGUCACAUAUCGUCUCUGUAAUUUUCAGGCAUGUUAAGCAGUAGACAGCAGGUCACUGGGUGGCCAGGAAUACUGCAAGAUGGCUGCCUUUAGAAAUCAAAUCCAUUCUAAAGUUUGUUUUAUUCAGUUUAUUUAAUUAUGCUGCAGUUCAAACGAAUGAAAUACUGAUACUUAUAUUUUUGCUUAAUCAGCUUAUAGACAAAAACACAUACUCCUGACUUACAUCAUGUGUUGUGGGGAAAGAUCCACUAAUGGGAGAAAUUUGUUUUUCCUAGGAGCAGGUUGACUUCUUGUGACUAACAGUGCGAAUCUUCUGGCAAAAAUAAUUUAAGUUUCUGCAAAUUGCAGUAUUUAUGGUUGACCACUGGAGGGCACUCUGACAAAGCUAUUUGUUCUUUGCUUGAAUUUACUCCCAUUGUGGACCACGAUGCUCCUUUACUGUGAUUCUAGGGCAUGUGGCAUAGAAGCAGAUCUAUAAUAUAUGUUUACGCUCAUUAUCAUUUAUGGAAAAGGAUGUAGCGUCUGUCAUAAGCUAGAUGGCUUAUUAUUAGAUGGUUGUAGUGGAUUUCAGUGAAAACAGUUGCAAAAUCCUGUAAAAUGUUGAGUGAUGUAAACAUUUUAUAUAUGUAUGCAUGUAGGAAGUUUGACAAUGGCAAAGAAUGAAAUGAAAUCUAAGUCACCAAUACUGUAUGCAUUAAUAACAGUGUGCUUCAAAGCGGUUUGAACAAUUGACACGGUGACUUAUAUCAGAUGCUCGUUUGCGAAUUCCUUGUUUGUGUUUAAACCAAAAAACUGAAAUGAUAGUAAAUUAAACAUGUCGAUUUGUUGCUGAAUUUUGGAGUCUGAUGUUACAGAGGUGAUGAAAGAAAUAGUAAUUAUUUUGGUAUUUUUUGUUAUCUAAAUUUCCAGCAAAGAAAACAUCUAAAUGUAAAUGACAUAUUUUUGUAGAUGAACUGUGUAUUUGUUAGUAGGUGGUUACUUAACCUGUCCUUGUAUAAUGAGAGAUUUGCAUGUGCAAAAUAACUGUUUCAGUGCUUGUGUUUGUUGUACAUUAGUGUAAACUAAAUACAUACAUCCAUAUAUAUUAUAUAUGUGUGUGUAUGUGUAUAUACUGUAUAAGGAAAUUUAUAACUUAUCAGGCACUUUUAUUAAAUGCACUGAGCAAAGGAAAUAUAAAGUUAUGUUUCAGUGGUUAACACUUUUCUGAAGUACAAUCUCAGCAUGUGUUCUGUGCAGUGUUAAUGUGUGCAAGCAUUUUCACCACUAGCAGGGACCGUGUAUGCGAUUUUGGGGAAUUAUAGUACUAUAUGAUAUGAUUAUGAUCCCUGUGUUUCCAUGUUAAAAAUGGACAUACAUCGUUUGCUGUUCGCUGACCAUAUACAGGUGUUUCACAACAGGUGUGCUGAGUUUUGUCCUUAUUUUUUCAAGGAGUGUGGUGUAGUGAAAACCGUUGAAAGUAUAGGCUACCUUAAGGACGGAUGCAGUCACCUACAGGUAAGGUCUAGGCAUCAGACCUAGGAGUCCCUUACCAGAUGCUGUGUUUUUUGACCUUACAUGUAACCAUGAGAGUGAAUAUUGAAGUCGGUCUGCCUGCGAGAGGCUCCUUCCGCCCCUUGCCUCCUGCAGUCUGAAAACGUCCACCAGAUGGACUCCAAAUCACCCUAAUAUGUGAUUGAUGCAUUCACAUUACGGGAAAAUAAAUCGACAUUUUUAUCGACACAUACACCAUUCACACACAAACACCAUACACACUAUUACCUAGGGAUAAUUCGCCUUAGCAUGUUUUUGGACUGUGGGGGGGGGGAAACCAGAGAACCUGGAGGAGACCCCUUGAAGACAUGGGGAAAAUAUGUAAGUGUAAAAAACUGUUUUUGCCUGUCCUGUGGUGCAGGGGCGUAGCUAUGGGUGGGCUCCAGCAUUGAGGAAGGACCAGCAGUGAACCACAGUGGAGGCGUCACCCACCAUAUGAUGCCCCUUGCUACCACUCUGAGAAGGUCGGGCAUUUUGCUCGAGAUUGCCCAGCCCCGUCCCUCGCCAUGAGGAAGUCGUAGCCUUCACCGACCCCAAGCAAGCCGUCUCCCCUUCGCCAUCAAGUUGGCUGGCAGUGUCACAAUCGUGGACUGUAUGUGGACUGCUUUAUGUAGAGAACCCACCGCUAAUCCCUGAUGGGUACGGGGUCUACCAUCACCCUCAUUCGCCUGAGUCCCCUUCCAAAAACAAACCAGCUGGCCUCACCAUGGCGACAGGAAUUCAGCGGCAGAGCAGCAUGGGCUUGACUGCUGAGCAGUGACACUGGUUGAGGACUUUGCUGGAUGAGCAUUUGGACGUCUUUGCUGCUCAGGAUGACAAGUGCCACCCCGCUACGCUCAUCUAGCACCUUUUUGAUACUUGAGAUUCCCAGCCUAUACAACUGUGACCUUAUAAGCUGGCGUUCAUGGACUGUCAAGCAGCGGAGCAGAAAGUUUGUGAUAUGGCAGCAGCAGGUGUCAGCCAACCUUUGGACAGUCCAUGGGCUGUGUGCUGGUAGUCCUGGUCUGGAAGAAGGAUGGGUCAGUGCACUUUUGUGUGGAAUUCCACCGUCUGUGACUCAUACCCCCUGCCAUGGAUUGACGACGCACUGGAUGACAUUGCUGGGUUAACAUGGUUUAUCUCCUAAGACCUUCAAAGGGGCUACUGGCUGGUCCAACCAAUAGAGUCUGACUGCAGAUCCGCUGUGAGGGACAUCCACUGACAGAUAGGAAGUGCACUGUGUGACCAGAAAUGAUGUUACUGUAGAUCCGCUGUGAGGCACAUCCACUGACAGAUAGGAAGUGCACUGUGUGACCAGAAAUGAUGUUACUGUGGAUCCGCUGUGAGGCACAUCCACUGACAGAUAGGAAGUGCACUAUGUGACCAGAAAUGAUGUUACUGUGGAUCCGCUGUGAGGCACAUCCACUGACAGACUGGAAGACUGCUGGUGCACCGCAAAACAAUACUUUCAAGAAUAUUUUCAAAACUUUCAAGAUGGCAGCGCACAAGUGUGCCGCGGCUCUUAGCUCUCCUGUUUGGUGUCUUGGUUUCCUAGUUUUGUUGUGUAUUUAGUAUAUUGACAAUAACGCUUCGAUUAUGUUCUGUUCACAUAGAAUGUUUAAUGCAUAGCACUGCUGUGGGUGGUUGCCCCUCACAGCCAGCUUGCUGUCACCUACAGCAAUAAAGUUGGGGGAAGCAAAAAGAGAAUUGCCCACAGGCAUCAACAAAGUAUCUAGUAUUAAUAGUUCUCCAUGACGUUUGCUGUAUUUCGAAGUAGAACGGUUUUUGUUCCCUAUGUUUAGAAGUGUGGGAAUAACUUUUGUUUGCUAUUGUUUUGCUGAUACAAAACACAAUUUGUGUUUAGGUUGUUACUGCUUUCAGUUAAUAGUUUAAUUUACAAUCAUGUGCAGAUUGCUGAAUUGUAUUCAGUUAAUCAUUCAAAAGACAAUAAAUAUUGGUUCAUGCUA
Messenger RNA from Brienomyrus brachyistius, 5273 nucleotides. Its product is annotated as chromobox protein homolog 8-like. The coding region runs from base 310 to 1518 and encodes 402 amino acids. The record is from RefSeq and is a predicted model, not a curated record. Gene Ontology annotation, biological process: negative regulation of transcription by RNA polymerase II. The transcript is spliced from 7 exons. Gene Ontology annotation, cellular component: PRC1 complex. NCBI's taxonomy places the organism in Eukaryota, Metazoa, Chordata, Actinopteri, Osteoglossiformes, Mormyridae.